Molecule: messenger RNA, 5382 nt
Organism: Myotis daubentonii (Daubenton's bat)
Lineage: Eukaryota; Metazoa; Chordata; Mammalia; Chiroptera; Vespertilionidae
Gene: LRRC8C
Product: leucine rich repeat containing 8 VRAC subunit C
Cellular component (GO): cytoplasm
Molecular function (GO): protein binding
Source: RefSeq, a predicted model, not a curated record
GGCGGGGAGGCGGGAGGAGGAGGACUGCGGGGCAGGGGCGUUAGCUGCGUCCCGGCUCGGAGCCCGCGAAGAGGACCAGGAGGAAGGCGCCGCCGUGGCCGCGGCCGCAGUGCUCCGGGCGCGACAAGCCAUGAGCAGCGGCCUCGCGGGCGACCCCGCCGUCGCUGGCCGCCGCUGAGCCCGGCCCGGGGCCACCUCGCGGCUCCCCAGCACCCUCCGCACCGGCACCCCCACGCGCGGAGGCACUGUUCUGCAUACUGGGAGAUAAGAGUGAACAAAACAAAGCCCCCUUUUCUAAUGGAAUUUACCUUGUAAGGCGGGAGACAGAACAAAACACAAAAACAUGAUUCCCGUGACAGAGUUCCGGCAGUUCUCUGAGCAGCAGCCUGCCUUCCGGGUGCUGAAGCCGUGGUGGGAUGUGUUCACUGAUUACCUCUCCGUGGCCAUGCUGAUGAUCGGGGUGUUUGGUUGUACUUUACAGGUCAUGCAAGACAAGAUCAUUUGCCUUCCAAAAAGAGUUCAGCCGUCUGAGAACCACUCUUCCGUUCUGAAUGUCUCUCAAGCAGUUGCCGGAACCACCCCACUGCCUCCACCUAACCCAUCUUCGCCUAACCCGGCCACUGUGGAAAUGAAAGGCCUGAAGACAGAUCUGGACCUUCAGCAGUACAGCUUUAUAAACCAGAUGUGCUAUGAGCGAGCCCUCCACUGGUAUGCCAAGUACUUCCCUUACCUUGUCCUCAUCCACACCCUGAUCUUCAUGCUGUGCAGCAACUUUUGGUUCAAGUUCCCUGGUUCCAGCUCCAAAAUAGAACAUUUCAUCUCCAUCCUGGGGAAGUGUUUUGACUCUCCCUGGACCACACGGGCUUUAUCGGAAGUGUCCGGGGAGGACUCAGAAGAGAAGGACAACAGGAAGAACAACAUGAGCAGGUCCAACACCACCCAGUCUGGUCCAGAAGGCACCCUGGUCAACUCUCAGUCAUUAAAGUCAAUUCCUGAGAAGUUUGUGGUUGACAAAUCCACUGCAGGGGCUCUGGAUAAGAAGGAAGGGGAGCAAGCGAAGGCCUUAUUUGAGAAGGUGAAGAAGUUCAGGCUGCAUGUAGAAGAAGGUGAUAUACUCUAUGCUAUGUAUGUUCGCCAGACCGUACUUAAGGUUAUAAAAUUCCUAAUCAUCAUUGCAUACAACAGCGCCCUGGUUUCCAAGGUCCAGUUUACAGUGGACUGUAAUGUUGACAUCCAGGACAUGACUGGGUAUAGGAACUUUUCUUGCAAUCAUACCAUGGCACACUUGUUCUCAAAACUCUCCUUUUGCUACCUGUGCUUCGUAAGCAUCUACGGGCUGACGUGCCUUUACACCUUGUACUGGCUGUUCUACCGCUCUCUAAAGGAAUACUCUUUUGAGUAUGUCCGGCAGGAGACUGGAAUCGAUGAUAUUCCAGACGUGAAAAAUGACUUUGCUUUUAUGCUUCAUAUGAUAGAUCAGUAUGACCCUCUGUAUUCCAAGCGAUUUGCAGUGUUCCUGUCUGAAGUGAGUGAAAACAAAUUAAAGCAGCUGAACUUAAAUAACGAGUGGACUCCCGACAAGCUGAGGCAGAAGCUACAGACGAAUGCCCACAACCGCCUGGAAUUGCCUCUCAUCAUGCUCUCUGGCCUUCCAGACACUGUUUUUGAAAUUACAGAGUUGCAGUCGCUAAAGCUUGAGAUCAUUAAGAACGUGAUGAUACCAGCCACCGUGGCGCAGCUAGACAAUCUCCAAGAGCUCUCUCUCCACCAGUGCUCGGUCAAGAUCCACAGCGCGGCACUCUCCUUCCUGAAGGAGAACCUCAAGGUCCUGAGCGUCAAGUUUGAUGACAUGAGGGAGCUGCCCCCCUGGAUGUAUGGACUCCGGAAUCUGGAAGAGCUCUACCUGGUCGGCUCUCUAAGUCACGAUAUUUCCAAAAACGUCGCCCUGGAGUCUCUGAGGGACCUCAAAAGCCUUAAAAUCCUCUCUAUCAAAAGCAACCUUUCCAAGAUCCCUCAGGCAGUGGUUGAUGUGUCCAGCCAUCUCCAGAAGAUGUGCAUACAUAACGAUGGCACCAAGCUGGUGAUGCUCAACAAUUUAAAGAAGAUGACCAACCUGACCGAGCUGGAGCUGGUGCACUGUGACCUGGAGCGCAUUCCUCAUGCCGUGUUCAGCCUGCUCAGCCUCCAGGAAUUGGACCUCAAGGAGAAUAAUCUGAAAUCUAUAGAAGAGAUCGUUAGCUUCCAGCACCUGAGGAAGUUGACAGUGUUAAAACUGUGGCAUAACAGCAUCGCCUAUAUCCCAGAGCAUAUAAAGAAACUCACCAGCCUGGAGCGUCUGUCUUUCAGUCACAACAAAAUAGAGGUGCUGCCUUCCCACCUCUUCCUAUGCAACAAAAUCCGAUAUUUGGACUUGUCCUACAAUGACAUUCGUUUUAUCCCCCCUGAAGUCGGAGUUCUACAAAGUUUACAGUAUUUUUCCAUCACUUGUAACAAAGUGGAGAACCUUCCAGACGAACUCUACUUCUGCAAGAAACUUAAAACUCUGAAGAUUGGGAAAAACAGCCUAUCAAUACUUUCACCAAAAAUUGGAAAUUUACAGUUCCUUUCCUACUUAGAUCUUAAAGGCAAUCACUUUGAAACCCUUCCUCCCGAGCUAGGUGACUGUCGAGCUCUGAAGAGAGCUGGUUUAGUUGUGGAAGAUGCCCUGUUUGACACUCUGCCUUCUGAUGUCCGGGAGCAAAUGAAAACAGAAUAACUUAUUUUUGUUUAAAGUUUGACUGAAACAUGCUUCUACCAAAUACAGUAUAAGUAAUUAGGUAGUGUUAAUGCCUUUCCAGUUUUUCUUUUCACACAAAACAAAAUGUACACAAAGAUCAAGUCAGGAGUAUGUAUUUUUUAAUAAAAAUUUAAUUGUAUUUUUUCAAUAUUAAUAUUUUAAAGUUUUAUUUGUCUUGGAACCUAAUGUACCUAUUAUUGUUUUUUACUAACAGAAACUGGUGGUUCCAUCUGUUUUUUGUUUUGUUUUUGUUGAUGUUGUUGUCGUUUUUCAGUUAAUUCUUGUGAAAGGGAAAGCAUUUUAAGUUGCAUGCUUCUGGGUGUUUUUUUAAAUAGAUGAAGAUAUUUUGCCAAGGUCAUUGUUAGCUUGUUUACACCUGUACAGUUCCUUGCUCUUUCUGUCAUUGUGUGUAUACCAAGGAACCUGUGCUAGUUAUUUUAAUACCAGCUGCCUUCUCCAUUGACCAAGACCUUCAUUCUAUAAAACACUCUUUUCUGGAGUUUAAAUUCACAUAAGUGCAUUGACACAAACUAUUAUCUUUAAAUUCCACCCCCCACACACACCUCCAAGAGAUUCCUAGAUUACGUUAUUUCAUAUACCUGACAGCUAAAGUUAUCCUUAGGCAAGGAUUCUUUUAAAGUGAGUGAAGACAAUAAUUUCUCAUAGUUGGCAUGCUUGAAUUCGUCAUUUAUAAUUUAAUCAAUUUCCAUUUUUUACCAACAUUUAAAAAUAUUUAAAAGCUAAAUACGGAAGCUCCUCCCAUUAAUCUCAAUAUAGCUAAGUAGUACUGGUGAGCAACCUUAGAGAAGCUAGAUUUAUUUUCAUUAAAACAGGUAAUUAAAUUUAAAAAUCAUAGAAUUAGAAGCCUGGUUUUUUGAGUAAUUUAAUCAUCUUUGAUAUCUUGAUAUGUAGAUACAUCAGAUGGAAAAAUAUUUCACUACUAAAGCAUUCGGUUAAGGAGCUGGUACACGCCAGUCAGGCCCACUGGUUCCUCCGGGCAGUGUGGCAGUGGAAUCUAUUCAAAUUCUUCCUGCUGCACAAAAUAAUCCACAUAUUUAUAUAUAUAAUCAACUCCCCUCAAGUCUGCCCUUGCUGUGACUCUAGUGAUUCAAGCACAGGAACCCUGUAUGUUCUCUUUGGCUUAAAAUAAGUAUAUCAUGUAGAGUGGUUCUGUUACGUUUUUCUGAAAUUGCUAAGUGGAUAUCACUUAGCAAUUUUGCCUGAUGAUCAGUAGAGCUUUCAUGUCUUUGUACUUAAAAAUCCAACAUUUUCUAGGUCGUGGGCAAAAUUUUUCACUAACUGUAAAAGUGUUUGGAACAGAAAAGGAAAACACUGUUUGUGCCCACAAUCCAGGACCAGGACUAUUGAUCAUGGAAUUCUGUUCUGUUGACCAAAUCACCUGGACCAUUUGCCAAGCCCUAGUCUCCUCUACGAAAGCUCUGUGGCUUAACAAUGAGAGAAAAUAGGAAGAUGCUUUGGGGUUUCAAAAUGCUGCCUUUAAAAUUUGCCCCUUGAUCCUGGUGACGUUGCUCAGUGCUACUUUGAGUCAUAUGAAACACAACCACAGGAACUACUCAGCAGAUACAUGUGCCUCAGUCGUGUGUUUAAUGUUGCAGUACAGCAUGGGGUGAAGAAUUGGGGAAAGAUGCUUUUUAUUUACUUAAUAAUCUAAUCCUGUAGACCAAAGUGCUUCACAUUUCUGCUCUAUAUCCAAGGGUUAGAAUGGUGAUUAAUAUAACUGAUUUAUUUCUACCUGUUAUUGAAACAAUAGGCUCAAAAUAGUAACAUGGUUAUAUUUCUUGUAGGGUAAAGUAUUCAAUUCCAGAAUAUUGUUAGGAUCCUGAUUAUGAACAAUGUGCUGCUGCACAAAAUAAUCCACAUUAUCUCUCAUAUUAAUGUGCUAUAUUUAGAAACAUAGGCCUGUUUUAAACAAACAAAAAACCUGGAAGAUUGUCCACAGCUGAGGAUGACAAAAAUACCCCUUUGAAAGAUAAACUUCAAGAGCUAACUGUUAUAACACUGGGUGCACUAUUUUUCUGUAUAAAAUUUACGGUUAUUUUCUAUAUCACUCUUCAAAAGGGAUCUAUUCAGGUUCAAAAUCAUAUUGAUGCUAAAGUCUUUAUCUGGUGUUAACUCAUAAUCUCACAUGGGUUCAUAACUGAAGUAAGUCACUAGUAAUUAUUUUAUCACUUAUAACAACUUGCUCAAAAUUCCAAAAGAACUCGAUUUGCUUUCUUAAAGAGUCCGCAGGCUGACCCUUCACCUAAGUUCUAAAUAACAUCCAAUAAAUCAGCAUAGUUCCGUGACUUUCUGUUUUCACUAAAAAGGAAAAUUCAUAGAUGUUUCUAUUACCUUUUAUAAAAAUUCAAAAUUCUCAAACUCUAUCUUGAGUCGAAAUUUUCUAACGCUCGCCCAUUUUAAUAUUAUAGAUUUUUGUUCACAUUCUUAAGUAAAAAAGCAUUCAAGUAUUUAGCCUUUAAAAGAGAAACUCAGGUAACUAAUCUGCUCACUUUUCUAAAGUCCUUUAAUAGAUCCACUUCAUAUAAAAGGGAUGUUUACCUAAUCUUUCCCCAUAUUUUAUGUGUUCUUGCUAAAAAAAAAAACAA